AUGGGAGGAGAUUUUAAGGAGGCAUUCUUCGAGAACUAUUUCCCUGAAAGCAUCAGAGAUAGGAGAGAUACCAAAUUCUCGACAUUAGUACAGGGAUCUAGAUUUGUGUUAAAGUACCAACAGAGGUAUGAGGAACUGUAUUACUUUUCUCCUGAGCACAUCAGGAAUGAUAGGGCUAAGGCCAAGAAGUUUGAGAAGGGGCUUAGGCCUAGUAUUGGUUCGACCAUUGUUGGACUUAAAUUGCAGACUUAUGCAGAGGUCAUGCAAGUGGCCAAGUCUAUUGGGGACCAGUAUUGGGAUAAUUUUACUACACAACAAGGAAAGGCUAACUUAGUAGCUGAUGCACUUAGUAGAAAAUCUCAGGCCCUAACUCUUGCUUCACUGAGCACUAAUGAGUGUCUAAUUAAAGAGGCUAAGAAAUUUAAUUUGGAACUACUAUUUGAAGGUGUCACCUUGUCACUAUCAGCAUUGGUGGUGCAGCCUAGCCUAGUGAACAGGAUCACUGCAGCCCAGAUUACUGAUGCAGAGUUACAGAAAUUGAUAACUGACAUCAAGGAAUGGAAGCAGAAGGACCAGGAUUUCUCUUUAACUGACGAGGGAAUCCUAAAAUUUAAGGGAAGAUUGUGCGUGCUCGAUGAUAGUGAUUUGAGAGAUGCUAUUUUGAAAGAAGCGCACAACUCUUCAUACUCCAUUCACCCCGGCAACACCAAAAUGUACAAGGACCUAAAAGAUUCCUACUAUUGGAUGGGAAUGAAGAUUGAUGUAGCCACUCAUGUAUCUAGGUUCCUCACUUGCCAGCAAGUCAAGGCAGAGAGACAGUGA
Messenger RNA from Macadamia integrifolia, 822 nucleotides. RefSeq lists its product as uncharacterized. NCBI's taxonomy places the organism in Eukaryota, Viridiplantae, Streptophyta, Magnoliopsida, Proteales, Proteaceae. The coding region runs from base 1 to 822 and encodes 273 amino acids. The transcript has 2 exons. The record is from RefSeq and is a predicted model, not a curated record.